Messenger RNA from Morus notabilis, 3158 nucleotides. RefSeq lists its product as uncharacterized. Bases 128 to 2770 code for a protein of 880 amino acids. The record is from RefSeq and is a predicted model, not a curated record. Lineage: Eukaryota; Viridiplantae; Streptophyta; Magnoliopsida; Rosales; Moraceae. The transcript has 7 exons.
CAUAUUUUGGCUUAACGACCGUGAAGAGAGAGAGAGAGAGAGAGAGAGAGAGAGAGAGGGUUGAAAUUUUGGGAAGGAGCUAGCUACUUGGAGGUUUUGACGAUUUGCAGAAACUAAAGUAGCCAUUAUGGCGAGGCUAACACCGCCAAAAAGCCCAAUGGUUUGUGAUAAACACAAGUCAGGUUGUUUGUGGAGUAUGUAUAGCCUCUUUGAAUUUCGUCAUGGUAAUUCUAAUAGGAAGCUGCUUUCAGAUCAUAGGAAGCGUUUAAAGAGAUCUGAUGUUGUUGAUGAUGGAGAUGUUAAGCAAAAUGAUUUGCUCACCAAGUUUGAUGAGAAAUUCCAAGGGAAAGAUAAUAGUAAUGAAAACUUAGUUUGUCCUGAUAUUCAACAUGAAAAUAAGCCUAAAAGGGAGGAGGCAUCUACUUCCGAACUUGGCCAGUUACCGAAGAAGUUUCAGAGACCUUCUCAUGGUCAGACUGAUUCAGCAAAACAGAAGCAACCUCCUUAUCCGAAGCCAGCGGGAAAAUCUUUCGAUAAGCUCAAAUCAGCAGCUUCAGAACAAACACCCCACAAAAAGAAGCAUGCCAAGAAAAGGAGAGGAUGUGGUUGCAAAAAUGUUGACUUUGUGAGGUAUGGCCAGCUCAAUGAAAUUAAUCCGCAGUUACUAAAGGUGAACGAUGCAACCGAGGCGAUUGUAAACCGAAAAUUCAUCGAAGGAAAGUACUUGAGCGGAGAUGGAGUGAGCCAGCACUCUAAACAACUAUUGGAUGCGUUAGAGAUUUUGAAUUCAAACAAGGGGUUGUUCUCAAAACUCUUGCAAGACCCCAACUCUUUGUUGGUAAAACACAUUGAAGACUUGAGAGAUUCUCAAACACAAAAGCAGCAGACGAAAUCGUCCUCAGAAUCCAACAUUUCGGAGCACCAAACGAGUAAUCAUAGACUACACGAAGAACCUGGCUCAACUAAAAUAUUUAUAGAUUCUAAUAAAUGUCAUUCCAAGGGAAGAAGUGAUCUUCAGUCGUCAGAAAUAGUACUCUUAAAGCCUGGCCCAAUAGGCCUGCGGAAUUCGGCAGACAAGAUCAACAUCAGUCAUUGUUCCUCUCCACAAUCUUUUCAUAGUUUUGAAGAAGAUUUGCAAAGUGUCAGGCCCACAUAUUUUUCCUUUGAUCAUAUUAAAAGGAAGUUCAGACAUGCCAUGGGGGUAACCAGAAAAGAUCAGCAUUUGAUGUCAAAUGAUGGGGUGAAACAGUGCUCUCCCAAUAAACGUAUGGAGAUCAUAAGAAGAAACUCUCACAACACAAUCCAUGUACAAAAGGAAAAAAUGGAGAAGGCUUCUUUUGAUAUCCACAGGAGAGAAAAGAUAAACAAGUUGAAGGACUUCAAAGCAAGGAUCGGACAUGAAACCGCUUCGACUAGUGAAAGCGGUCGUAAUAGAAGUGAAUCUAGAGCAUAUGUGGAGAGCAUAAAUGAGGAUGAUAAAUUUUUGCAUAAACAAGGACCAAAAGUCUUUCAGAGGACAGUCUCUUAUCCUGAACAUGAUUUCUUGCCUUUACAUAGUCCUUGGAGGGACACCGAAACUGGUUUCGUUAGUGGCCAAAUGAGAUUUUCCCCAUACAGCUAUAGCCAAGUGCCCUAUGAGAAUAAUAAUUGGGCCCUUCAGAAAGAACAUAAGAUAAGCUAUUCAAGUUCUUUGAAGCAGAAUCUAGAGGCCAUAAUUGAUAGCAAGAAAUCCAAGAGUCAAUUGCCUGUAUUUGAUCCAAGCAUCGGAGGAGAAACAAAGACAAUGGAAUUUCCUUUUAAACUAGAUGGUAGAGAGAAGAACGAUACCACAGAAACUACGGAUACCAGGGACUCAGAAGAAGCAAGUACUUCAUCACAUAGUUUGGUCAAAAUCUCUACCGUGGAGACUAGUGACAGCGCAUGCCAAGACGCAACUGAUCUUUCGGAAGAUGGAUCAUGUGACACAGACAAGGGAAGCACAAAUCAAAACACUAACGCAACAUACACAAAUGGAGAAGAUGAAUAUUUGAAGCGCUCAAGACUGGAUUCAUCUUUUGAGGAUCAACCAUCAACAUGUUCAAAUGAUGUUUUUCCAUCAACUCCAAGGGUCCAAAGAGUUGAGGAUCCUGAUAGCAUUAAAGAUAUAGGAGAUCAAUCAAGUCCAAUUUCUGUUCUUGAGCAGUUCUUCACUGAUGUUUCUAGUCCACCGAGCACCAUAUGCCAAUCUGCUGAGGGGCAGAAGUCCCACUUGGAUCCUAACGUCAAUAGUACCACUUUAUUUGUUUAUGGAUACAUCUCUGAGUAUGUAAAGGCGGUUCUACAAGCUUCUGGCCUGAACUGGGACAAACUCGAUUUUAAGUCCCGCAAAUCACACCAUCUUCUUGAUCCAUCUUUGCUCAACUCAGUCAAGUUGCAGGACAACCAAUUCUGUGGUGACUGUGAGUUACUCUUUGACUGCAUUAGUGAAGUUCUUCCAGAGGUGUAUGACGGCAAUUUCAGAUCCUCUCCUUGGUUGUCAUUCAUCAAGCCGAAAUGUCUCCAACCAGUUCAAGUGGAGAAAUUUGUGAUUCGAGAGGUGACGAGACGUGUCGAUUGCUACCUCCGGCCAGAGUCAUUGCCAAGAACAUUGGACCAGCUCAUUGGAAAUGACUUGAGAAGAUCCGGGACAUGGCUAGACAUCCGAACCGACGUUGAAGAUUUGGUUAGUGAAAUGGUGGAAAGUGCUUUGGAUGAGUUAAUCAUGGAAACGAUAGUUGACCUGCAACUCUAAUGCACAGGAAAAUUUCGGGAUAGCUCAGCUAUAUUUGAAAAGUGAUGAGCUUCAAGUGAAAAAAUAAAUCACGCAAUAUGUGGUAUAAUGGGAUUUCAGCAUAAGGAAGCUUCUGGCUGACUUGCACAAAAUGGAAGAACAACACCCUCAAUGUACCAUUUAUAGCACACACUUUACAGAACCUUGGAUGGUGUUAAAGACAGAUUCUGAUAAGCUUUUGGACAGUGUUAGUUGCAACACCACCACCAGAUUCUUCUCGACAGACCAAAAAUCAUGGCAACAGCUCUUAACUAGUCUUCAUUUUUUUUUUUUUCUUAAUAAAAGAAAUUUGAAUUUAAUAAUCUUUGGAUUCUUUGUAACAAACUCAUGUAAACGUGCAUUAUAAAUA